Molecule: messenger RNA, 5665 nt
Organism: Paramisgurnus dabryanus
Lineage: Eukaryota; Metazoa; Chordata; Actinopteri; Cypriniformes; Cobitidae
Product: metal transporter CNNM3
Biological process (GO): magnesium ion homeostasis; transport
Cellular component (GO): plasma membrane
Molecular function (GO): transmembrane transporter activity
Source: RefSeq, a predicted model, not a curated record
UUUAUAUGAAAACAAGAGAAAAAGUAGGAGGGUGGCAGCGAUAACAACGACGUCACAUGAUACAUAAAGCCAAGCUGCCCUAUUCCAAUAUGGUGGUCAGCUUGGCGGAGCUUCGUCUCCCGUUGAUCAUAUCGUUCCUGUGCGGUUUCGGAACCUGCAGCCAGCAAGAACCGCAGGUUUCCGGGCUGCGCUUAGAGGACGCCGGCGAGCGAGUGUACAUGCGCCAACGGGUCAUCGAAGCUCCGCACGGCUCCAGUUUCAAGCUUAGAUUGUUCGGGUCCUACCUGUCUAAUGAGACCUGGCCGUGGGUCGCGUUCGCCCCCGAAGGAGGUACGGUUGAACCGUGCGCGCAGGAGGACCUCCGCAGGUCCGCUGCGUUUAACGUGAGCGGAGCGUUCGUGUUAGACACGGACAACAGCGGGCUUGUAGAGGUCCACACAGUGCCCGCAGCAUCCCAAACGGAACAUCGAUUGUGUGUCUUAAAGGGCCAGACGUGGGUGUCAUUUGGGUUGGACAAGUUUCGCGUAAAGGACCCCGAUGUGCCACCCGAUUUCAUUCCACUUUGGGGUCUGGUUUUAGUCGUCGGCUUGCUGGUUUUGAUCUGCAGCUUGGUGAGAUGUUUGAACCUGAGUUUGCUGUGGUUGGACCCGUUGGAGCUGUAUGUUCUGCACAGCUGUGGUUCCGAGGAUGAGAAGCAUGCUGCUAAGCGCCUCAAGCCCAUUAGGAGGAGAGGAAAUGUUUUGGUGUGCUCCCUCUUGUUCCUCUGUGCAUUGGGUCAUUCGGUUCUAGGGGUCAUGUUGUACCGCCUGUUUGGCUCCAUCCUACCUGCUGUGUUCACUAGCGGGUUCCUCAUUUUCCUUCUGGCCGAGUUGGUACCCCAUAUAUUAUGUUCUCGCUAUGGGUUCCAGAUGGCCCAGGGUUUGAUAUGGUUUGCCCAGAUCUGUCUUAUACUGACGUGUCCCAUCUCCUGCCCUCUCGGGCUCCUGCUGGAUCUGAUCUUGCGGCGUGAUGUGAGCACCUGUGGCAUCCGUGAAAAAACCAUGGAGAUGAUCAGGACUAGUGUCAAUGAUCCAUACAAUGAGUUUGUCAAGGUGGAGUUCAGCAAGGGUGCUCUCAGGACCAAAACUGUGGAGGAUAUCUUGACCCCCUUGAAAGAUUGCUUCAUGCUUCCCUCCACGGCAGUGCUGGACUUCAACACAAUGUCGGAGAUCAUGCAGAGCGGAUAUACCAGGGUCCCCGUGUAUGAAGAGGAGAGGUCCAAUAUUGUGGAGAUCCUGUAUGUCAAGGAUCUGGCGCUGGUGGAUCCAGAAGAUCGCACUCCAAUGAUGACCAUCACAAAGUUCUACAACCAUCCUCUUCAUUAUGUUUUUAAUGACACCAAGCUGGAUGCAAUGCUGGAGGAAUUCAAAAAAGGAAACUCCCACCUUGCUAUCGUUCAGAAGGUAAACAGUGAAGGAGAAGGAGAUCCGUUCUAUGAGGUUCUGGGUCUGGUGACGCUGGAGGACGUUAUCGAGGAAAUCAUCAAAUCGGAGAUCUUGGAUGAGUCUGAUGGUUACAUGGACAUGAAGGUGAAACGUCCAAUGGCCCAUCUGGAGAUUCAGCUGGAGUCUCGCAGUGUCAACGAGGAGUUCUCCAUCUUUAAGGUACCUGAGGGCGAGCCGAAGAUACGCACGUCUCCUCAGCUGUUGCUGGCCACUCAUCGUUUCCUAUCCAGAGAGGUGGAACAUUUCUGCCCGCUGCGUGUUUCCGAGAGAGUCUUAUUUCAUCUGCUACGGCACCCGAGCGUCAACCAAGAGGUGAAGUUUGACUCCGGUAACCGCUUCAGUCCGGAUCACUACUUGUACACACGGAAUCACCCUGUGGAUUACUUCAUACUACUGCUGCAGGGCCGCGUUGAAGUGGAGAUCGGGAAAGAGGGAUUGAAGUUUGAGAACGGUGCUUUUACUUACUACGGUGUUUCAGCGCUCACGGCUCCUUCCUCAGUCCAUCAAUCUCCGGUCUCGACUCAGCGUCAAUCUCCCAGAGAUCCAUUUGAGUUGGGAGAUGCCACCAGCCCGUCCAGCUACUGUCCAGACUAUACAGUACGAGCCCUGACGGACCUACAGUUUAUAAAGGUGACCCGAUUACAGUACCUCAAUGCCCUGAUGGCCUCACGGGUGGCACAAAGUCCCGAUCCCCCUGAAAUUAAGAUUAUGCCCAACAGUCAAACAAAACUCUUAAACGAGAGAAACGCGACUCAAGAUUUUCAGCUUCACUUUUCGUUCUUUGACCCAAUUGACAACUACUGUUAGUGUACAUUGCAUGAGACAGGAUUUAAAUGACCAGGCUCUACAGGUGCAAGCAAGCACAGUCAUGAAGCUAAACCAGAAGAGGAUGUUUAACGGUCAGAGAGGAGCUUUCUGACCUUCUACCUAACCCUAGUCCAGGACUUUUAAGGAUUUUAUAAUGACAAACUAAUUUGUUCUUGUCGUCUUAAAUGAAUCUUUCAUUCGUGGAGCACGACGUUUGAGAAAAAAAGAAAAGACUUGGCGUAGAAAUGGCGUAUAAGACUUGUAAUGCUGGUUCUGCUGGGAUCGGUUUUUGCUGUACUUACUUCAUCAUUCUCUUGAUGUCACUUCCUGUGAGCGGUUUAAUUUUCCUUAUGUAUGCGUGUGCAUAUGUGCUUCUAAAAACUUUUGAAAGGCGGCGUGCCAAGGUUCUACUAUUACUGCAAUAUUACGACAGCAGUAUUAUUGCUACAGUGUCUCCGUAUGGUCUAGCCUGAAUGUGCCAAAAUGUGUUCAGAGCAAGAGAUAGAGAACAAGAACAGACAGAAAAUACUUUAUACUGGAACAUAUCAACCUGAAAUUAAGCAUAGUCAUUGUUUUUCACACUCACUACAUUUUUUGUUAAACACAAAAGCAGAAUUAUCUUUUUAAAGCGAUGGUUCACCAAACAAUUUACAUUUUGUCAUCAUUUACUCACUAUCAAGUUGUUGCAACACUGUACACAAAUGACGAUGUUUAAAAAAUAGUGUUAAUAACCAAACAGAUCUGGGGCACCAUUGACUUCCAUAGGAUUAGUUUGUCCUACUAUAGGUGUUACAGACCUGCAUACAUUUCUUUGUUCUGCUGAACACAAAUUAAGAUAUUUAAAACUAAUAAUAAUAACCAAACGGAUCUGGGGCACCAUUGACUUCUACAGUAGGACAAAAUAGUCUUAUGAUUGUUACAAACCUGUAUACAUUUCUUUGUUCUGUUGAACACAAAUUAAGAUAUAAAAAAAUUAAUAACAACUAUAGUAGAACAAAAUAAUCCUAUGGAAGUCAAUGGGGCCACAGAUCUGUUAAGUUAACUUUUUUUAUAUCUUAAUUUGUAUUCAACAGAACAAAGAAAAGUAUACAGGUUUGUAACAACCAUAAGACUAUUUUGUCCUACUGUAGAAGUCAAUGGUGCCCCAGAUCCGUUUGGUUAUUAUUAUUAUUUUUUUAAUAUCUUAAUUUGUGUUCUUUGUUCUUCUGAACACAAGAUAUUUAAAAAAAAAUUAACCAAACGGAUCUGGGGCACCAUUGACUUCCAUUGGAUUAUUUUUUUAACUACUAUAGGUGUUACAUACCUGUAUACAUUUUCUUUGUUCUGCUGAACACAAAUUAAGAUAUUUAAAAAAUAAUAAUAAUAACCAAACGGAUCUGGGGCACCAUUAACUUCUACAGUAGGACAAAAUAGUCUUAUGGCUGUUACAAACCUGUAUACUUUUCUUUGUUCUGUUGAACACAGAUUAAGAUAUUUAAAAAUAUAAAUAAUAACCAAAUGGAUCUGGGGCACCAUUAACUUCUACAGUAGGACAAAAUAAUCCUAUGGUUGUUACAAACCUGUAAACUUUUCUUUGUUGUGUUGAACACAAAUUAAGAUGUUUAAAAAUAUGUUAACCAAACAGAUCUGGGGCACCAUUGACUUCCAUAGGAUUAUCUUGUCCUACUAUAGUUGUUACAAACCUUGCAUACAUUACUUUGUUCUGCUGAACACAAAUUAAGAUUUUUAAAAACACUUAAUAACAGAUCUGGGGCACUAUUGACUUCCAUAUGAUUAUUUUAUACUACUAUAGAAGUCAAUGGUGCCCCAGAUCUGUUUGGUUACAAACAUUCUUUAAAAUAUCUUAAUUUGUGUUUAGCAGAACAUAGAAACGUAUACAGGUUUGUAACAACUUGAGGGUGAAUAAAUGAAUUUACAUUUUUGGUGAACUAUCCCUUUAAGCCCCAACUUAAAUGUGCCAAUGUGAAUUUAAACACACAAAACUGGAUUUCGAUGUGGAAAGCUGGAUUUUUUCACAUAACAAACCUGGUUGCACGUGCGUGAGUGUUAGAUGCUGGGAAAAACUAGUCAUUCUCUGGCGUGGUGUUUCUUGCACUUUCAGAAAGGUCUUAUUUUUAUAAAAUUCAUGCCUUAAUGUGUCCUCCUCACACAUUUCACAUCGUUUCUUUUUCCCCUGGUUGGAUGCUCGCUUAUCAUUUGGCAAGUUCAGAAUGUUAGAGCUCCAAAAGUGUCAUUUUGAAAGUGACAUUAAAAGGUCAUCAUGAGGAUUUCUGUGUAAUUUUAACCGCCCAGUAUUGUGAGACAGAAGAGGGUAUCCACGCUUGCACACAUGAUGCUUCACACAUGAUGUGCACUACCAUUAAAUAUUGAAAUUCUUUACGUCAUGCUAUACGUCCAGAUCGACCCGUCUCUAUGCUUCAGUAUCCACUGCAUGGCUGCAUUCGAGAUUAGCAGCAUCGCAAACAUUUUAGGUGCUUGGAUAUCUUGCAUGACUGUGGUGAUGCAGUCUAAAUCUGUAGUCUAUACUGUAUAAGCAACAAAGAUAGCAAAUAUUUCUCAUGUCAUCUUUAUUACAUUAUUCCAUUACUGUAUCCUGAGUAAUAGCGAAAUUCCCGUGAUUUGAGGUCGUAUUAUAUUUUUAGACAUAACAUAGUAGAUGAGUAAAUGAACUACAAGAUACUACACAGCACACUGUUACAACUUCUCUAUCCGUUCAUUUACUCAUGCUAGAUAAGGUGCCAGGAUGAUUAAGUAUAAACAUUCUUAUUUGAGUUUAUAUCUCACAUUCCAACCUACUUUUGGUUUCAAAUUGGUGCAAAUAUGCGAGAUUUAUAAAAAAUAUUUGUAACUUUUAUUCUGUUUUCUUGUUUCUUAACUUAGAGAGCUAUUUUAACUUUCUUUUAUGAAGUUACAAGUUUGCUAAUUUUUUUCUUUUGGGUAUAAUCAUAACCCAUCAGCUAAUGUUGACAUUAAUUUUGAAUGACUUUAUAGAACAGUGUGUGUGAUCCCGAGUAAAUAUUUUUCAGCUGUUUAAAACUUGUUUGUUUUGUUUUGUCGAUUUAUGUUCACAAAGUAAUGAAUGUAUAUUAUUAAAUCCGCUUGUUCUGCUCUAUUUAUCGAGAAAUGUUGGGAUUUGUUUGCCUAAAUUAAUAUGAAACUAAAUCUUAUGUACGAGCUGGAAGCAGUCGUGUGUAAAUAUCAGUUUUUCAGACACAAACGUAUGCUAGCAGGUUUUUCAAGACUUAUUUCUGACUCGCCGUUUUUGGUAGUUGAGGUUGAAAUCUGCUCUGUAUUGUACACGAGCCAUUUAAUGAUCUUGAUAUGAUAUGUUUGAUAUAGAAAUAAACACAACACAGUGCUAAUUGUUUCUUUUA